UCACCCCCAGCAGACAGGAGAGGAGCAUGAGGAGGGAGAACCAAAGCAGCGUGUCCCAGUUCCUCCUCCUGGGGCUCCCCAUCCGGCCAGAGCAGCGGGGCGUGGUCUUCGCCCUGUUCCUGGGCGUGUACCUGACCACGGUGCUGGGGAACCUGCUCAUCAUCCUGCUUAUCAGGCUGGACUCUCGCCUCCACACCCCCAUGUACUUCUUCCUCAGCCACUUGGCCCUCACCGACGUCUCUUUUUCAUCUGUCACUGUCCCUAAGAUGCUGAUGGACAUGUACACUGAGUACCAACUCAUCCCCUAUGCAGGGUGCAUUUCCCAGAUGUAUUUUUUCAUAUUUUUUACUGACCUGGACAGCUUUCUUAUUACAUCAAUGGCAUAUGACCGCUAUGUUGCUGUCUGUCACCCUCUUCACUACACCACCAUCAUGAGGGAGGAGCUGUGUGCCUUCCUAGUGGCUGUUUCCUGGAUCCUGUCUGGUGCCAGCUCCCUUUCCCACACCCUCCUCCUGACCCAGAGCAUGAGGAGGGAGAACCAGAGCAGUGUGUCCCAGUUCCUCCUCCUGGGGCUCCCCAUCCGGCCAGAGCAGCGGGGCGUGGUCUUCGCCCUGUUCCUGGGCGUGUACCUGACCACGGUGCUGGGGAACCUGCUCAUCAUCCUGCUCAUCAGGCUGGACUGUCGCCUCCACACCCCCAUGUACUUCUUCCUCAGCCACUUGGCCCUCACCGACAUCUCUUUCUCAUCUGUCACCGUCCCUAGGAUGUUAACGAGCAUGCAAACUCAGGAUCAAUCCAUCCUCUAUGCAGAAUGCAUAGCACAGAUGUAUUUCUUCAUAUUUUUUACUGUUCUGGACAAUUUUCUUCUCACCUCAAUGGCAUAUGAUCGGUACGUGGCCAUCUGUCACCCUCUGCACUAUACCACCAUCAUGAGAGAGGGACUGUGCACCUUACUAGUCCCAGUAUCUUGGAUUGUGUCCUGUGCCAGUGCCCUUUGUCACACCCUCCUCCUGACCCAGCUGUCCUUUUGUGCUGACAAUGCCAUCCCCCAUUUCUUCUGUGAUUUUGGUGCCCUGCUCAAACUCUCCUGCUCAGACACAUCCCUCAAUGAGCUGGCCAUCUUCACAGUAGGAAUGGCAGUCAUUAUCCUCCCACUUACAUGCAUCUUGAUCUCUUAUGGCCACAUUGGGGCCACCAUCCUGAAGGUUCCAUCCACCAAGGGCAUCUGCAAAGCCUUGUCCACAUGUGGCUCCCACCUCUCUGUGGUAGCUCUGUAUUACGGAACAAUUAUUGCCCUGUAUUUUUUCCCAUCAUCCAGCAAGGCCAGCGACAAGAACAUAAUUGCCUCUGUGAUGUAUACAGUGGUGACACCACUGCUGAAUCCUUUCAUUUACAGCCUAAGGAACAGGGACAUGAAGGGGGCCCUGGAGAAACUCUUCAACAGGGCAAUAGUCCUGUCUCAAUGA
This is a messenger RNA of Vicugna pacos (alpaca), 1466 nucleotides long. Its product is annotated as olfactory receptor 1J4. NCBI's taxonomy places the organism in Eukaryota, Metazoa, Chordata, Mammalia, Artiodactyla, Camelidae. Gene Ontology annotation, cellular component: membrane. Gene Ontology annotation, molecular function: olfactory receptor activity; G protein-coupled receptor activity. Gene Ontology annotation, biological process: G protein-coupled receptor signaling pathway. The record is from RefSeq and is a predicted model, not a curated record.